AUGACAGAGCCACGUAUGCGCCUGCGGCAAAAAGGCCAGCAGUUCCCUACGCAAGACUUAGAAGCCUUCCUCCUUGCCUUUGGCGACAACGACUACCCUUUACCAGAAACCAUGCGCGUCCUCGACGAAAUCAUAACCGACUAUAUCAUCGAAACCUGCCACGAAGCCGCAUCUGUUGCCCACCAUGCUCGGCGUGCCAAAAUCAAGCUCGACGACUUUAAGUUCAUGCUCAGGAGGGACACGGGGAAAUUGGGGAGAGUGUCGGAGAUGCUGGAGACAGAUAAGGAGCUGAAGAGGAAGAGGAAGGCGUUUGACACUGAUGAGGGGGCGGUGUUGGUGGAGAAAGAUGGCGGUGGGGAGGGUGAGGGUGGUGGAGGCGGGACUAAACUGGGGAGGCCAAAGAAGAGGGUAGAUGGGGAUGGGGAAGUAGGAGAGAAGGGUGGAGAGGAGCCGAAGAAGAAGAAAAAGAAGAAGAGGGAUCAGGGCGGUGGGGAUGAUGCUAGUACGGUGCGGAGUGGAUGA
Alternaria rosae is the source of this 522-nucleotide messenger RNA. RefSeq names its product transcription initiation factor IID, 18kD subunit-domain-containing protein. The coding region runs from base 1 to 522 and encodes 173 amino acids. Lineage: Eukaryota; Fungi; Ascomycota; Dothideomycetes; Pleosporales; Pleosporaceae. Gene Ontology annotation, molecular function: protein heterodimerization activity. The transcript is spliced from 2 exons. Gene Ontology annotation, cellular component: transcription factor TFIID complex. Gene Ontology annotation, biological process: transcription by RNA polymerase II; RNA polymerase II preinitiation complex assembly. The record is from RefSeq and is a predicted model, not a curated record.